Molecule: messenger RNA, 1350 nt
Organism: Saprolegnia diclina VS20
Lineage: Eukaryota; Oomycota; Saprolegniomycetes; Saprolegniales; Saprolegniaceae
Exons: 7
Coding region: 46-1164 (372 amino acids)
Biological process (GO): endoplasmic reticulum to Golgi vesicle-mediated transport
Cellular component (GO): endoplasmic reticulum-Golgi intermediate compartment; COPII-coated ER to Golgi transport vesicle; Golgi membrane
Source: RefSeq, a predicted model, not a curated record
UUUGCAAGCCGAGUCCCCGACGUCACUUGUGGAAGCCGACGAGCGAUGGCGCAACCUGUUCCCUUCCGCAACCCGAGCGCGCCGUACCAGCCGCGCCGCGCGGGCUUCAACCCCCAGUACCAAGCGCCGGCGGCGAACGACUUUUUCGACGGAUCCGCCCACACGGGCAGCAACAAUGGCAGUGGCAAUGGGUACCCCGACCAGCGCCAGGCGUACAACCGCGGCCACGUCGCGCCACAGGAGCCUUCGUACGGCCAGCCCCAAGGCAUGAUGGGCCAGCCACAGGGCAUGAUGGGCCAGCCACAGGGCAUGAUGGGCCAACCACAGGGCAUGAUGGGCCAACCACAGGGCAUGAUGGGCCAACCACAGGGCAUGAUGGGCCAGAGCGCACCGCCCAUGGGCGCGUUCUUGGGCCAGGCCAUGGGCAGCGGCAGCCCCGAAGAGCUUCUCAACAACCCGAUGGCCGGCUACAUGAUGUCGCAAGGCGUCGGCUUUAUGGAAAACAAGAUCUCGUCGUUCGUGCCCGGUGCAAAAGGCGCGUUUGGCUCGGUCAAGUAUUACUUCACCGUCAACAACGCAUAUGUGGUCACGCGCCUCAAGAUGCUGCUCGUGCCCUUUCUCCACAGCAACUGGCGCCGCCGCACCGAGCCCAGUGACUCGACCGGCGAGAUCACGUACAAGCCGCCGACCGACGAUGUGAACGCGCCGGAUCUCUACAUCCCGCUCAUGAGCUUUGCCACGUACAUUCUUCUUGUCGGCUUCAUCAAGGGCACAUCGGGCCAGUUCAACCCGGACGUCAUUGGCGACGUGGGCAUGUACUGCGUCAUGCUGCAGUGCCUUGAGAUCGCGGUCAUGAAGGCGUGCUUGCACGUGCUCAACAGCAGCAUCUCGUUCCUUGACCUUGUCGCCUUCACGGGCUACAAGUACGUGCCGCUCGUGCUCAACACGGUCGUGCGCAUGCUGUUGGGGUCGAUGGCGUACUACAUUGCGCUCCUCUACACGGGCUUGACGACCACCUAUUUCAUGCUGCAGUGCCUCAAAGGCUCGGUGCCCGAACCAAGCUACGAGUCGCGGCGCUUCCGCACCUACAUGCUGCUCGGGUUGUCGGCGGCCCAAAUGCUACUUAUUUGGUGGAACUCGUACACGGGCGAGAUCCAGGCGUAGACGCUUCUGCAGCCCAACACGACAUUGCAUUUUCCGACGAAAUACCUCGUUUCUGCAGUUCCGCACGGAUGAUUAGCUAACCUCGCAACGAGAGGACUUGGGCGUCAACAUCUGACAACCCUAGCCCCCACGAGUGUUCGGCCCAAUCGCUCGGGCCGGUGUAGUCGCUCUAGCCUGCCUUCCCGU